Drosophila gunungcola (fruit fly) is the source of this 2226-nucleotide messenger RNA. RefSeq lists its product as uncharacterized. Lineage: Eukaryota; Metazoa; Arthropoda; Insecta; Diptera; Drosophilidae. The coding region runs from base 1 to 2145 and encodes 714 amino acids. The record is from RefSeq and is a predicted model, not a curated record. The transcript has 2 exons.
AUGGUUGGGCUAACAAUUCUUAUCCUCUGCCUUGGACAAAUCAGAGGUCACUUCCCGGUUCUUCCCACGCAAAGUGAACAAGACCUAGAAAAGGGAUUAUUUAACCUCCUUUUAAAACUAAAUCAUGAAGAAUUAUUUGAAACACUGCUGGUCUAUGGAGAGGACUGCGUUUUCCAUGCGCUAUCCAGACGUUUGGAGGUGCCCACAGUGCUGGUGUCUUCGGGGAGCACCAGUUUUGAUUGGAGCUUCAGUAGCCUAACUUUGAUACUUAGUUGUGGUCCAGACGAUGAAAGGGAAUCGAUCUUCCGCACACUCAUUAAACUUCAAAGGAAUAAGCGCCUGAUUUACCUACCAAAGGAUACGCAGCCAGACUCUGUGUGUGAUAGCUAUUUACAGAAAGAGCAAUACAAUGUAGCCAUGGUGAUGGAGGACUUUAACAAGACGGGAGUGAUAUACACCUGUCGGUUUUUUCCAUAUCUCGAAAUUGAAGAAGUAGGUCUAAGUGAUAGUAAGCCCAUUUACAUUGAACACUUUCGAAACAUGCACGGAAAGCCCAUCACAGCAAUGGCAGAUCUAGUGCCUCCCCGAUCCAUGCUGUAUUUAGAUAAAAGGAGCGGAAAAAGGAAACUGACAGGCUAUCUGGGCAAUCUGAUAAAUAGCUUUACACAAAAAGUUAAUGCCUCCUUGCAAUUUGAAAUUCUAAGCACGCAAGUCAGCUUUACAGAAAUAAUAAGGAGGGUAAGACAAGAGGAGCUUGACAUCGGCAUUUCUUUGGAGGCCUCAAUGUUUUCAGCUGGCUUUGACACAACCACUUACCCAUUCUUGCUAACCAGCUACUGUUUGAUGCUUCAGUUUCCCUCAAAGUUGCCAAUUAACCGGGUAUUUGCAAUCAUCAUAGAUCGUCGCGUGCUCAGUAUUAUCUUAGUGAUUUUCUGUCUGCUUUCCUUGUUGCUUAUUUACAGUCAGAAAAUGUCGUGGCAGAAUCUGAGCUUACCCAAUAUCCUGCUUAAUGACAUAACACUGCGUGGCCUCUUGGGUCAAUCACAUCCGUUCCCCUCCAAUGCCAGCAAACAUUUGAGGAUGAUUUUCUGCAUCUUGUGCUUCGCCAGCAUGAUGAUGACCACCAUGUAUGAUGCCUAUCUCCAAUCCUUCUUCACCAAUCCGCCAUCGGAAAAUCCUGUUCGUUCCUUCAAGAAUAUUGGAAAACUUAAGCAAAAGCUGGCGAUCACCGCAAUGGAAGCGAGAUCGCUGAGCUUUGUCAACAAUUCACAAUUUUGCGAAAUCAACACAGAUGACAUUCAAAUCAUUGACGGAUGGAAGGAUUUUUUAAAAAUGCGCGACUCGCUUAACAUUAGCUACAGUUAUGUGGUGACAGAAGAUAGCUGGAUCAUCUAUGCCGAGCAGCAAAAAAUCUUCAAAAAGCCAGUUUUUUACUACGCAGGGGAUCUCUGCUUUUCCCGUCAGGUGUUCAUGUCCAUUCCCAUGCGAAAAUACUUGCCGUAUCGACACAUCUUCGAGGAACACAUGAUGCGGCAACAAGAGUUCGGAUUGGUGAGCUACUGGAGGAGUCGCAGCUUCUUCGAGAUGGUGCGACUAGGCAUAACGCCCCUCAAGGACCUAAGUCCGCCCACAGUGUAUGAUCAAGGCCUACUGCUCCAAGAUGUGUCCUCUAUUAUGAAAAUGUAUGUCGCCGCCAUGCUGCUCAGCAUUUUCUGCUUUUUAUUCGAAAUAUUAAGCAGAAGAGAUCGUUGGACUUCCGUUGCGGAGCAACAUAAAAUCUUCAAGAAGCCAGCUUUUUAUUACGCGACUGACCUUUGCUCCUCACGUUUGAUAUUCUUGUCCAUUCCCCUUCGUAAAUAUAUGCCAUAUCGCCAUCUCUUCGAGGAACACAUAAUGCGACAGCACGAGUUCGGAUUGGUGAACCACUGGAUGGCAAACAGCUUCCUGGACAAGGAUAGAAUGGGCAUAACACCCUUCAAGGACCUUAGUCCUCCAACAAGGCAAGAAGCAAGUUUAGUUGUGGAAGAUAUUACCUGGUUUCUGAAACUUUAUGUUGCCAGCAUGGUGUUCAGCAUUUUCUGCUUUUUAUCUGAUAUUUUUAGUAAAAGUGAGAAGUGGAGACGCUGGCGGGGAAUAACAAAGUAACUCGAAUGCUUCGAGUACCAGAUAAACAACCAUUGACCCUGCUUUGAACAAAAUGUUUAUAUACCUAACCAGUACUUUGAA